Lolium perenne is the source of this 1447-nucleotide messenger RNA. RefSeq names its product protein NRT1/ PTR FAMILY 3.1-like. Gene Ontology annotation, biological process: transmembrane transport. NCBI's taxonomy places the organism in Eukaryota, Viridiplantae, Streptophyta, Magnoliopsida, Poales, Poaceae. The record is from RefSeq and is a predicted model, not a curated record. Gene Ontology annotation, cellular component: membrane. Gene Ontology annotation, molecular function: transmembrane transporter activity.
AUGGCGAAUAUUGAGCUGAUGCAGUUUGGUGGUAGAAUAAUAGUAGAAACCACAUAUGCACUGAAGGGAACUGCGCGCGACAGCGACAGGCAGGUUGACCGCUUUGACGCAAUCUCCACCGCUGCAGCAAUACGUGACUGCUCGACGCGCGCGUCCCAUCCGCCCCGCUGCAUGCUGUACCAGGACAAGGAGCUGGACGCGGUCAUCUCCACCAACGGCAGGCUCCUGCACACCAACCACCUCACUUUCUUCGACCGGGCGGCGAUCGUGACGCCGGCAGACACAACGGGCUCCGGCAAGCUAGACAUGUGGCGUCUGUCGACGGUACACCGUGUGGAGGAGCUCAAGUCACUCAUCCGCAUGUUGCCCAUCUGGUCGGCUGGUAUCCUGCUCGUCACCGCCGGCUCGCACAACAACAGCUUCGCCAUCAUGCAGGCGCGCACCAUGGACCGCCACAUGACCCAGCAUUUCCAGAUCCCCCCGGCAACCAUGUCCAUUUUCAGCACCGUGGCGAUGCUCGUCACCCUGGUUCUCUACGACCGGGCCUUCGUGCCAAUCGCGCGCCGCUUCACGGGCCUUCCGUCCGGGAUCAACUAUUUCCAGCGCAUGGCCGUUGGCCUCGCAAUCUCCAUCCUCGGUGUCGCCUCGGCGGCGCUCGUUGAGGCCAAACGCCGGGGCUCCGCUGCCGAUCACGGGCUACUGGACACACCAGCAACCAUGGUGCCGAUGAGCGUGUUCUGGCUGGUGCCGCAGUACGCCAUCCACGGUGUGGCGGAUGGGUUCUCCUCGGUUGCGCACAUGGAGUUCCUGUACGACCAGGCGCCGGAGAGCAUGCGCAGCACCGCCGCCGCGCUCUUCUGGCUUUCCGCCUCCCUCGGCAGCUACAUGGGCACCGUGCUCGUCACGGCGGUGCAAAGCGCCACACGGAGAAGCGGCGACUGGCUGCAGGACAAUAUCAACAGGGGCAAGCUGGACGCCUACUACUGGCUCGUCACCUGCCUCAUGCUGCUCAACCUUGGCUACUACCUCAUAUGCUUCCGUUUCUACACCAUGAAGCCAUUAGAGAUGGCGGUGGACGAUGACCACGAGAAGGAGCUCGAGCUGUCCUCUGUCCACAAAAAUGGCGGCGGCGGCGCUGUAUAAGAUCGAGCCUAGACGGUGGAGGGUAUAGACGUAUAGUAAUAAUAGUAAUUACAUCGAAUGUAUUCAGUAGCUAGUUAAUCAGCUGCACAUGCGUGCACAACUGUUGCAACAUCCAAAUGUUCUUGGAGCUAGCUAGCAUAGUAAGCAUCCCGGCCGUGACAAGGGCCAAUUGUGAAGGCCAUGUUGCAAGGUCAUGCCGCGGAAAAAGGAAGAUCGUGCAGCAAAAAAGCAGCCCUGAUAGAUAAUUUAUCCUUGCCAUGCCUGCAUCAUCUUUGCUCUUUUGCAGCAUGUUUCGAUUUGCUCU